AUUUGUUUAUCCAUUCAUCUGUUGACAUAGAAUGUUUGGAUACAAGGACAAUAUACAGAAAUCAAUUCUAUUUCUAUACACUAGCAAUAAACAGUUGGAAUUUGAAAUUGUAUUAAAAAGAUACAUUUACAAUAGCAUUAAAAAUAUAAAAUAAUUAAGGAUAAUUUUGUCAAAAGAUGUGUAAGACCUAUACUUAAAACUAUAAAACAUUGUAUUACUGAGAGAAAUUAAAAAAGAAUACCUAAAUAAAUGCAGAGAAGUAUCAUGUUCAUGGAUCACAUGACUUAAUAUUGUUAAGAUGUCAGUUCUCCCCAAAUUAAUCUCUAGAUUCAGUGCAGUCCCAAUCAAAAUCCCAGGAGACUUUUUUGUAGAUAUUGACAGGUUGGUUCUAAAAUUUCUGUGAAAAUGCAAAGGACCUAGAAUAUCCAAAGCAACUUAGAAAAAGAACAAAGUAGGAUGACAAACACUUCCUGAUUUAAAGACUUAUUGUAAAGCUAUAGUAAACCAGAACAGUGUUGUAUUGGCAUAUAGGUAAACAAAGAUCAAACAAACAAAAUAAAGGGAACAGAAAUACCCCUCCACCACCACCACCACAUAUAUGGUCAGUUGAUUUUCUACAGACAUGAUUUUCUAUAGAAAUGUCAGGGCAAUUCCAUUGAGAAAGAAUAAUCUUUUCCACAAGUGGUGCUUGAACAAUUGAAUAGCCAUGUCAAACAAAUGAAUUUCUACCCUUAGCUCAUAACAUAUAUAAAAAUUAACUUGAAGAGGACCAUAGACUUAAAUAUAAAAGCCAAGACUGGGAAGCGGCGCAGCGCGCCGGGAGCAGCGCCAAGACGAUGGCUGGAGGCAAAGCUGGAAAAGACAGUGGAAAGGCCAAGGCUAAGGCAGUAUCUCGCUCACAAAGAGCUGGACUCCAGUUUCCAGUGGGCCGUAUCCACAGACACUUGAAGACUCGUACUACAAGCCAUGGGAGGGUUGGUGCCACUGCUGCAGUGUAUAGUGCUGCAAUUCUGGAGUAUCUCACUGCUGAGGUGCUGGAGCUGGCAGGUAAUGCUUCUAAGGAUCUCAAAGUAAAGCGUAUCACUCCACGUCACUUGCAGCUUGCAAUCCGUGGUGAUGAAGAGUUGGAUUCUCUUAUAAAGGCUACCAUAGCUGGAGGUGGUGUGACCCCUCACAUCCACAAAUCUCUGAUUGGAAAGAAGGGACAGCAGAAAACUGCUUAGAGAGUUGUUUUAACCAACCCUCUUCCUCCCUGUCAUUGUACUGUAACUGGGACAGAAGAAAUAAUGGGGAUAUGUGGAAUUUUUAAACCAGUUAAAUGGAAGAGCAUAGACAAUUACUGUAGAAAUGCUAAAGAAACAUUUUAUUUUCUUAGAUUCAAAGUUUGAUAAAAGUACCUUUUCACGUGGCAGCAAUUGUGUGUUGAUUGGCUAGGUUUCUCCCAUGUGUUUUAUAUAAAAAUAGAAUUGAUAAACCAUUUUUUACAAAAUUAAUUUGUCUCAAAACUGUUUGUUCAUGAUGUAUUAGAAAGAUUUUGUUCAGACUUUGAAAAUUUUUUAAUCUCAAUUUGGUUAUAUUCAGAAUAAUCUGAAAACAGAAAUUAGGAAUAUAAAUUCACCAUGAUUAAUACCAUAUUUCAUUGACUAAGAUGCUAUCGAUUAUAAUAUGCACCAAUAUUUUACAUACCACUAUUAAAGAAAAACUCUGCCAAUUAAAUCAUGAUAUGUCAUCAAUUAUAAGACGCAUCCCAAUUUCAAGAGAUGUAAAACUGUGGGAAAAAAAAAGUGCAUUUAAGAUUGAUGAAAUAGGGCAGCAAAAUUAUUUGAAUUAUUUAUUGAGCACUUACCAGGUCCUGUGCUAAGUACUUUAUGUGAUCCAUGUCAUGUACUGACGAAUCAGGAAAUUUUAUCACUUCCAUUUUAUUGAUGUGGAAGCUGAGGCUUAUAGACGUUAAAUGAUUUGCCAAAAAACAUUUAGCCUAGUAGCUAGAAAAUGGCAGAAAAAUUUGAAUCCUAGAACUAGGAUUCCAACCUAGAUUUGCCUGACUCCAGAACUCUCAUUCCUCACUGGAAUUGAAAUUAAAUUUAUCACGGUUUUCUGCUGUUUGGUUUAAAAUUCCAGUUUGUAUAGGUCUUUCGGAAAUUUAAAUUCUAAAAGUUGAGAUUUAACUAUGCAUUCAAUAGUAAUUGAAAAAUGCUUCUUCCCUGUCAAGUCAUGUAUGUAUGAAUUUUUGGAGCUGCAUCCAGUCUAAAUCAUUUUUGCUCGGUUAUUUAGAUUUCAUUUUCAUCUAUUCCUGAAAAGUUGACCAGAUAUAUUCCUAUUGGUGUUUAUAGAUACACAUUUUUCUUUUCACUUUUGUUGCUUUUAUUUUUUUAAUCCCCUUUCUAACUUAAAAUUCCUGGUUCUUUUUAUAAGUCUCUGUCCUUUCAGGUAAAUUGUAGAGUAUAUCAGUCAGCUUAUGGUGCAAAGCAGUGCUGAAAAUUUACUACACUAUUACGGGGCACCUUGUAUCCUCCUCUCUUAGGGGGCAGGCUUAGACAGGUUUCUUUGUUGAAAAUCAUUUUCUUUGUGAGCUUCUAAGUAGUUGUUAAAAGAUUUAAUUGAGCAAGUAUGUACCAUUUAAUGGUCCAGCUGAGAACUCUGUAUUUUUCUGCCUAGAAGUCUUCAUUGAAGAAGAAAUUUUUUUAAUGUUUUUUAAUACAAUGCUUUCAAAACAAAACUCAUUUUAAAGGCAUAUUUUAUUAUGGAAAAUUUCAAAAAUACACAAAAAUAAAGAGAAUAGUACAAUGAACUCCCAUUUACCCAUGUUCCACCUUGAACAGUUAUCAUGCUAUGGUCAUUCUUGUUUUAACUGUAUCCACACCUAUCCCCUCCCCACAGUGGGGUUAGUAUGAACCCCGUUCCUGGUGUAUUAUAUUUUCAUGUAUACAUAC
This is a messenger RNA of Choloepus didactylus (southern two-toed sloth), 2933 nucleotides long. Its product is annotated as histone H2A.V-like. Gene Ontology annotation, molecular function: protein heterodimerization activity; DNA binding; structural constituent of chromatin. The record is from RefSeq and is a predicted model, not a curated record. The transcript has a single exon. Bases 837 to 1223 code for a protein of 128 amino acids. Gene Ontology annotation, cellular component: nucleosome. Lineage: Eukaryota; Metazoa; Chordata; Mammalia; Pilosa; Megalonychidae.